Messenger RNA from Pleurotus ostreatus (oyster mushroom), 807 nucleotides. RefSeq names its product casein kinase 2 regulatory subunit (gene CKB2). Bases 1 to 807 code for a protein of 268 amino acids. Gene Ontology annotation, cellular component: protein kinase CK2 complex; cytoplasm. The transcript has 5 exons. Gene Ontology annotation, molecular function: protein kinase regulator activity. Lineage: Eukaryota; Fungi; Basidiomycota; Agaricomycetes; Agaricales; Pleurotaceae. The record is from RefSeq and is a predicted model, not a curated record.
AUGUCUCGACGGGCUCAGAUUCUGAUUACUCCAGGUGAGUUCAUCUUCCGGGCUUGGAUUUCUUGGUUUCUUUCCUCGAAGGGGAACGAGUACUUUUGCGAGGUCGAUGAAGAUUUCAUUCUCGAUCGAUUCAACCUGACGGGUUUGAACAACGAAGUGCAAAACUAUUCCCAAGCACUAGACUUGAUAACGGACAAUCUAGAUGAUGAAAUCCAAGACGAGCUCCGCGGGACUCUCGAUGUCCAGGCUAGAGUACUUUACGGACUUAUCCAUUCAAGAUGGAUUGUCACAGCUAGAGGACUAACAAAAAUGAUUGACAAAUACAAGCGCGCGGAGUUCGGCCGUUGUCCUCGUGUACUGUGUCAACUGCAGGCCCUCCUCCCUGUAGGGCUCACCGACAUACCUUACGAGAAAUCUGUCAAGCUUUACUGCGGACGUUGCGAGGAUCUGUAUUCACCUAAAUCAUCGCGUCACGGAUCGAUUGACGGUGCCUACUUCGGCACGACAUUCCCUCACCUCCUGUUCCUCGUGUAUCCGACCCUCAUACCCCCAAAGAGCGGCGCCAUGGAUCCCGCCCCAAGUUCACGGGACGGGGAUAGCCGAAGAACCCGAAGAACGAGAGAGGAGCCCGAACAAGAGGGCGGAGGCGAGAUGCUCAGCACUGCGGGUAUCGCAUUAAAAGCAGAACGAUAUCGACCCAAGAUCUACGGGUUCCAGCUGCACGAAAUCGCGAAAUUACAGCGGUGGCAGGAGGCAGUUCGAGAUCGGCAAAUUGCUCGGCUUGAGGAACUAGAAGAACGGCUGUAA